UGUGGAAGAGACGUUUCCUAGCUGCUGCAGUGUGUCUGGGGCUGCUGUGUGUUCUCCUACUGGCUGGGAUCAUAGGCCUCUUACUCUACCGUGAGUUUGAUAUGUUCUCACUCAAACAUUCUUCAUCUUGUUACUACAUCUCCACUAAUGAGAAAACGUGGGACGGGAGCAGAAAGGACUGUCAGGCGAGAGGAGCAAACCUGGUGAUCAUCAACAGCAGAGAGGAACAGGCUUUAAUCAAAGCGUUCAACAAAAAAGCCUGGUUUGGUCUGACGGACAUAGAGGUUGAGGGAACCUGGAGAUGGGUGGACGGCACACCACUGACCACAAGUUACUGGAACAAAGGGGAGCCAAAUGAUUUGCAAGGAGAAGACUGCGCUUUGGUUGAUAACACUCUAAAGGACCCA
Messenger RNA from Oncorhynchus gorbuscha (pink salmon), 407 nucleotides. RefSeq names its product CD209 antigen-like protein A. The transcript has 2 exons. The record is from RefSeq and is a predicted model, not a curated record. The annotation marks the transcript as partial. NCBI's taxonomy places the organism in Eukaryota, Metazoa, Chordata, Actinopteri, Salmoniformes, Salmonidae.